AUGCUAUUGAGACGAUCAAAAAGUCUUAAUAACAAAGAAAUACUUGAGCUUAACCCAGAGAUUGAACGAACGUGCCGUGCAAAUAGAGCAAGAAGAAGACAAGACACAGCUGAAAACAUGAACGGACUAGUUAAUCCCAAUCAAGAGCAAAGGUUACGUGAUAUUCAAAGGCCAACGGUUACUGCAAACCCGUCUUGUAUCCGUUUGAGUGAAGCAGCAAGGAACUAUGAGCUCAAAACUUUCCAUCUCAAUAUGCUGCCUCAGUUUAAUGGAACGGCUACUGAAGACUCACUAGCCUUUAUCAGAGAUUUCUAUGGUAUUGUGCAGACUUUACCGCUGAACAAUCUCAAUGAGGAUGAGCUAAGGACGAGGUGUUUUCCUCAUUGUCUGAAAGGAGACGCGAGACAGUGGCUAUUGAACCAGCCAGAAGGUGUUUUUCUCACAUGGGAGGAUGUCUACAAUGAAUUCAUGCUGAGGUUCUAUUCACCACAAAAGACCAUGGAUCUCAGGGCAAAAAUUUGCAACUUUGUGCAACGGGAUCCAGAAUCUUUUCAUGAAGCAUGGGAAAGGUUUAAGCUGCUCUUGACUCAAUGCCCUCAUCACCAAGUGCCAGAAAAUUUGCUGACUCAGUUUUUCUAUGAUGGCCUGAAUGUUAAUUGUCAAACACUGGUUGACACAGCUUCUGGAGGUUAUUAUGGAGAUACAACAGCUGCAGAACUCAUGAAAACUUAUGAAAAGUUAGCGAUGAAUUCGAGGCAGAAGGCAAUCAGAGGGAAAAGAGCAGGAGUAUAUGAAAUCAGUUCUCAUUCUGAUCUCUCAGCACAAAUGGCUGAUUUAACCAAGCAAGUCAAGAUGCUUGUAGACAGAGAUACUUCCAAUCAAGAGUCGUGUGCCUUUUGUGGGAUGUUUGGACACAAUGCAAAUGUGUGCGCAAACGUUGAAUCGGCACCACCAAACUGUGAGGAAGCCAAUUUCAUGGGAGCCUUCCAGGGUAGACAAGUCAAGAAUGACCCUUUCUCAAACACUUAUAACCCUGGAUGGCGCAAUCACCCAAAUUUCUCUUGGAGGGAUCAAGGAGCGAAUAGGCAAGCACCACCUCCGGGAUUUCAGCAACAAAGACAAGUUCCUCCGCCUCAACAACAGAAUAAUCCGGACAGGAAGCCUUCUGUGGAAGAGAUGAUAUCUCAGUUUUUAGCAACUCAAGAUACCACUGUUAAGAAGAUGGAUGCAAAAAUUGACCAGUUGGCACAGUCAAGUCAAGCAUCAAUUCACAAAUUAGAGUUGCAGCUGGGUCAGUUGGCAAGAACUGUUGCUGAACGUGAACAAGGCAAACUCCCUAGUAAUACUGAAAAUAAUCCAAAGGAGGGAGUUAUGGCCAUCAGUCUCAGGAGCGGGACUCAGGUGGAGACUGGAAGCAAGGGCAAGAAAGUAAUUGAGAUUGUCGACGACGGGGACGACAAGGAAGAGAGUGAACACGAUGCAAAGCAAGGGAAUAAUCUUGAUAAGGAAGUGGUGGCUGCUCCUUCAGUCAAACCUUAUGUUCCACCUAUUCCAUAUCCACAAAGGCUGAAGAAGAAAACUACUGACAACAAUUUUCAGCACUUUCUUAAUGCCUUUAAAAAGAUUGAGCUUAAUAUUCCUAUUUUGCAGGCCCUUGCUAAGAUGCCUUCCUAUGCCAAGUUCUUAAAAGAACUAGUUUCCAACAAGAGCAAGCUAGAGGAGUACGCCACCAUUCGAUUGGAGAAGGAACAUCGCCCUAGUGUCCAAGGACAAAGAAGACUCAACCCGAACAUGAAGGAGGUUGUGCGGGCUGAAGUGAUUAAGCUUCUUGACGCAGGAAUCAUCUACCCUAUCUCUGAUAGCGCCUGGGUGAGUCCUGUGCAAGUUGUACCAAAGAAAGGAGGCACAACCGUGGUCAAGAAUGACAACAAUGAGCUGAUUCCGACGAGGAUGGUCACCGGUUGGAGGGUAUGUAUCGAUUAUCGCAAACUGAACGCGACCACAUGUAAGGACCACUUUCCCUUACCUUUCAUUGAUCAGAUGUUAGAGCGUUUAGCUGGGCAUCAAUUUUAUUGCUUUCUAGAUGGCUAUUCGGGUUACUAUCAAGUGCCUAUCGAUCCUGAACAUCAGGAAUAUACGACAUUCACAUGUCCGUAUGGCACUUUUGCGUAUCGCCGAAUGCCAUUUGGUUUAUGUAAUGCUCCAGGUACUUUUCAGAGAUGCAUGAUGGCUAUAUUCUCUGACAUGGUAGAAAAGAUCAUUGAGGUCUUUAUGGACGAUUUUUCUGUAUUUGGCUCUUCCUUUGACGUUUGUUUAUCCAAUUUAGACAGGGUAUUAGAGCGUUGUGAAGAGACCAAUUUAGUUCUGAAUUGGGAAAAAUGCCAUUUUAUGGUACAAAAUGGAAUCGUCCUUGGGCAUAAAAUUUCAGCUGCAGGUAUUGAGGUCGACCAAGCGAAAGUGGAGGUAAUAGAGAAGUUGCCACCUCCAAACUCAGUGAAGGCAGUAAGGAGUUUUCUGGGUCAUGCAGGUUUUUACAGACGGUUCAUUAAAGACUUUUCAAAAAUUGCUAAACCUCUUUGUGAUUUGCUGAUCAAAGAUGUUACUUUUCACUUUAAUGAAAGUUGUCUUAUUGCCUAUAACACAUUAAAGAAAGCUCUUAUUUCUGCCCCCAUUAUUGUUUCCCCUGACUGGUCACUCCCUUUUGAACUAAUGUGUGAUGCAAGUGACUUUGCUAUUGGCGCUGUUUUAGGACAGAGGAAGGAUAAAAAGUCACAUGUAAUAUACUAUGCGAGCAAGGUUCUCGAUAGUGCUCAGAUAAAUUAUGCCACUACUGAGAAGGAAUUUUUAGCUGUGGUUUAUGCAUUUGACAACUUUCGUUCUUAUCUUGUAGGUUCAAAGGUGAUAGUGUACACGGAUCACUCCGCAAUUAAGUAUCUCAUUUCUAAACAAGAUGCUAAGCCACGAUUGAUUCGAUGGGUUCUUCUUUUGCAGGAAUUUAAUUUCGAAAUCCGGGAUAAGAAGGGCUCCGAGAAUGUUGUAGCUGACCAUCUCUCUAGAUUGGAAAAUGGGAAGCUUAGUAAGGAGGAAACGGUUAAUGACGACUUUCCGGAUGAACAGUUAUGGGCAGCCCAAGAACUUGAGGUACCAUGGUUUGCUGAUAUUGUGAAUUAUUUGGUAUCUAACAUUGUUCCACAGGAGUUCUCCUACCAUCAAAAGAAACGGUUUCUAUCUGAGGUGAAAUACUACAUAUGGGAGGAACCGUUACUUUUUCGAAGAUGUGCUGACAGAAUCAUACGACGAUGUAUACCAGAGGAAGAAACUAGUGGGCAAGUAGAAAUAUCUAAUAGGGAACUUAAGUUAAUUCUUGAGAAAACUGUUAGUGCUUCUAGGAAAGAUUGGUCUCUUAAGCUUGACGAUGCACUAUGGGCGUACCGAACAGCGUUUAAGACACCUUUAGGAAUGUCACCAUAUAGGCUAGUGUUCGGUAAACCUUGUCAUCUCCCGGUAGAGUUAGAGCACCGUGCUUAUUGGGCUGUAAAAAAACUUAAUUAUGACUUGAAAACUGCCGGAGAAAAGCGUUUGCUACAACUUAGUGAGCUUGAUGAGAUUAGACGUGAUUCUUUUGAGAAUGCACGAAUUUAUAAAGAGCGAACUAAAGCGUGGCAUGACAAGCAUAUCAUUCGGAAAGAAUUUAAAAGCGGGCAAAAGGUUCUUUUAUUUAACUCUCGCUUUAAGUUUUUUCCAGGAAAGUUGAAAUCAAGAUGGUCCGGACCGUUCAUUGUCACUCGAGUAUUCCCUCAUGGUGCAAUCGAGAUUGAAGGUAAGGAUAACCAGCUCAUUAAGGUAAAUGGUCAACGACUUAAACCUUAUCUUGAAAGUGGGCAAAUUGAAAAAGCGUUUUCUGUGCUUUUUGAUGCUUGA
Messenger RNA from Mercurialis annua (annual mercury), 3921 nucleotides. RefSeq lists its product as uncharacterized. The transcript has 3 exons. Bases 1 to 3921 code for a protein of 1306 amino acids. Gene Ontology annotation, molecular function: nucleic acid binding. The record is from RefSeq and is a predicted model, not a curated record. NCBI's taxonomy places the organism in Eukaryota, Viridiplantae, Streptophyta, Magnoliopsida, Malpighiales, Euphorbiaceae.